Molecule: messenger RNA, 12856 nt
Organism: Aethalodelphis obliquidens (Pacific white-sided dolphin)
Lineage: Eukaryota; Metazoa; Chordata; Mammalia; Artiodactyla; Delphinidae
Product: zinc finger protein 252-like
Exons: 4
Coding region: 2722-5349 (875 amino acids)
Biological process (GO): regulation of DNA-templated transcription
Molecular function (GO): RNA polymerase II cis-regulatory region sequence-specific DNA binding; DNA-binding transcription factor activity, RNA polymerase II-specific
Source: RefSeq, a predicted model, not a curated record
UACGUCUACCUUUCUCGGCGGGGCCGAGGGAGUCCUGGCCUCCCCUCGCGCGGAGGUGCCUGCGCCGCUGCGACAGGCGGGACGGCGCGGGGCUGGCCGAGCCGGGGGAGCGCCUGCUCGUGUGGCCUGAGGGGCGGGCCGGGCGGAAACCCGCGCGGGGGUGGGGUCCGGGCUGCCCCGGCGCGGAGGCGGGGCGGCGGGCAAGAGCCAGGCUUCACGGAGGAGGCGAAGUUUAGGCACGGUCUGGGGAUGCACCGAACCUGUGCUUUUUCUCAGAUGAGAGAGAGUACCUUUCACUCAUUAGGGGUAGGUUCAGUGAAAGGAUGAAGUCGCGAAGGCUGUGCAGCGAGGGGACGUUGGUGCACAUCCCGGCGCUGAACAAUCCCAGGGCCCAUUCAUUCGCUCGGUGGGCGCCCAGUACACACUGCCUUGGUGAUGAUUAAGAUUUACUGGGUUUUGUUUGUGGUUUGCGAACACUAUGCGAAGCACUUUAUACAUUUUUCUCACUUAACUCAAAAUAGUCACUUAAGGUAAGUGGUGAUGUUCUCAUUUUAUGGUCUGUGGAGAAACACGUCAUUUACUCGAGACCCUUCGUUAGGAGGUGGUGUAUCUGAGAUUGGAACUCAGUCUGGUGGAGCCCAGGACCUAUGCUUCUAACAGGAGUGUUACGUGCCUCCCACAUGAGGCUGAAAGGGGAGGCAGAGUGCAUUUGUGCACUUGUGCACUUGUGCACAGCACACAAAGGGCGUGAGCACCAGGGACCUGUCAAAGGCAAGCCCUGGCUGAGGACCGAGAGGCUGCCUCUGGCCUGGGUGGCCUGAGGAGGAGAUUCUGGGAUGGCCCAAGAGAAAUGAAUUGGGCAUUAAUAAGCUUGGGUUCAGCUGUCAGUUAGAGCCCAACAGAGGCUUAAGUGACGAAGGUGGGGCAGGCAGGGUUUGUUCUGGGUUGUGUCUCUGAGGUUCCCUGGGUUUUACCCUCAUGGUCACACUAGACAGAAGUGUUUCUCCUUGUUUCUUUUUUAUCAUCAGGGAGGAAAAGCCUUUUCUAGAAGCCUUUUUGAAAACUUCCCUUAACAUCUUGUUGACCAGAAGAUGGGCCUAGGGCCAAAGUAGCUGGGGCCAAGGAAAGUGGGCACAUUUCUACCUGAAUUAAGGGGUCUGUUUGCAUGGAGCAGGCUGUGGGGGCAGAGGCUGACUGUGUGUCAGAGGCCAGUUGGAAAGGUUUUCAUGGGAGUGACACCCCGUGUCACCUGUCACCCUAAAUUAUCACCAGAUCUGUGGUUCUAAAUGUCAUAUGUAUGCUGACAGUUACCAGUGUAUACCCAGCCAGCUUCAGCCUCUCUCCUGAAAUUUGGACUUGUGGAUCGAAAUGCCCUCAUUCUCCACUUGUAGGUCUGAUAGGCAUCUUGAACAUAACAUGUACAAGACAACUUUUAAUUUUUAUCCUUCAGAUAUACUUCUACGGUCUUCCUGGGUAAUUGGAGAUUUCCUCAUCUCAGGUGUUUGGGCCAAACAUCUUGGUGUUUCAUCCCACAUCUAAUUUGUCAGCAAAUCCUGUUGACUGUACCUUUGAAAGGUAUCUGCAAUCUGACUGCUUAUCACCUGCUACCACCAUCUGGUCCAAGACACUAUCGUCUCUAGCUGUGUUAUUGCUGGGACCUUCCGGUUGGUUUUCCUGCUUCUACCCUUACACCCUCCUCCCUGCCCCCUAGUCCAUUUUCAAAGCAGCAGCCGGAGCAGCCACAUGUCAAGUCAUAUCACUCUGCCCAGACCUUCCAGAUGCUCCUAAUCUCAUUCAGAAUAAAAGCCUAAGUCCUGUAGCCCAAAAGUUACCCCACCCCACUCUGUCUUGCCCUCCCCUACUCUGCUUCAGCCCCUCUGGUCUCCUUGCCCUUCCUUGAACACGUCAAGUAUGCUUGCACCUUGCAACCUUUGCACUUGCGCCUCCCCCUGCCCAGGAUGUAUCUCCCCUGAUACCUACUUAGUGCCCGCCCUCACUCCAUCCAUAUCUGUUUUGAUGUUACUUUAUCAGAGGUGCCUUCCCUGGCUGCCUUUCGUAAAAUAUCUCCUCCCAACAGUUGCUGCCCUCAUGCUGCGUGUUGUUUCUCUUCCUUAUCCCCUGACACAAGCAUCAUGUCUGUCAACUUCCCUACGGCUUGUGCACUGCUGUAGAGUAGGAGCUUGUUCUUCUUGUCCUCAGCUGUUUGCCCGCUGCCCAGGAUUCUCCUGGGUGGGCCUGAGAUGCAGACCGUCGUCUCCCCUUGUCAGGUGCACCGCCGGGGACCUGGCUUUCCCGUGUGGCCUUGUUAUGCUGUCGUACUACGGGCUGCUGGGGAGGCUUCCUGGGGGGGCAAGGGAAUAUAUAGUCUCAGGCCACUGGGUGCUGAGACCAUUGUUCCUUCCUGGGGAUUUCAAGUAGCCUACAACUGGGUCUCUGCUGCCACAGACCUCUUGAGGUACAGGCGCGGAAGUCUCAAGUUGCUGUGGGGAGCAGAAGGCGGGUCAGGCUCCAUCACACUCUUCCCUUUUGCUACAGCUCUGCCUGCCUCCUCGGGACAAGCUUGGAGACCCAGUGAUGGCCCACAGGCAGCUUUUUCCUGGGCCCCAGGUGAGUGGUCUUCGUGGAGACGCCUCAGUGUGGCCUCAGCCCUUUCCUGGCUGGAGUCUCCACGGUUCCCUCUGAGGCACUGGUCUCAGGGUAGUUGGCUCCCUGUCUUCAUUGAUGUCCUCAACCCUUGGGUUCAAGUCCCUGAAAUGCACUCUGGACUGUAUCAUCUCACCCCUGGACUGGACACAGAGGAGGGCAAGGAAUGGGCAGGUCUUAGUUUCCUUCGAGGAAGUGGCCGUGCUCCUUUCCCAAGAGGAGUGGGGCCAUCUGGGCCCUGCUCAGAAGAGGCUCUACAGGGAUGUGAUGCUGGAAACCUAUGGGAACCUGGUCUCGCUGGGACUUCAAGGUUCCAAACCUGAUGUCAUCUCCAAGCUGGAGCAGGGGGAAGAGCCAUGGACCCCACACUCACCAAGAAUUGAGGGGAGCUGGAUUCGGAGACGCAGGCGUGCAGGUUAUGUCUCUAGGAAGGAAAAAAAAGAAUUGACUCCAAAGCAGGAAAUUUCUGAAGAAAUGGAAUCCCAGAGAACAAAAUUAGAAGAGCUUGUAAGGAAUAUUUCCAAGGAAUCUGAUUUUGAAGAGAUGACUAAAACUGAGGGAAAGCUAAAUAAUUGCUGGGGGAAAUAUGCAGUGGAGGGACUUAAGAAGGAUUUCCCCCAGAAGAGUAAUUUCAGGCCAGUGACAGUGACACAUGUGAAAACCCCCUUGGGGGAAAGAGGUCCGAAAUUCAGUGCAGCUGAGGUAAACUGCGCUGCAGAUGCAAGUUCUGUCAGAAACUGCAGACUGUCUUCAGGGAAAAGUCUCCACCAGUGUGUGUCAUGUGUAGAAAACUUCCAAACGAGUAAGGACCUCACUAACCUCCAAAGUUUCUGUGUAGGAGAACAAGCCUGUCAGGCAGAUGUGUUUGUGAAAGUGCCUGGGCAGAGUUCAGUUUUCAGUGAGAACCAGAGGAUUAACAGUCCAGAAAAAGCCUUUGAAAAGUGUGCUGUGUGUGGAAUAGCUUUUGGUCAGAGCAGAGCUCUCAUUCAGCACCCGGGAAUUCACAGUGGAGAGAAGCCCUGCGGGUGUGAGGAAGGUGGCAGAGCUUCCCAUGCCCGUCCCUAUGCCAUGCAGCACUGUAACACUUACACUGGAGAAAGACCCUGUGAGGCUAACGAAUGUGAGAAAGCUCUUAGCACAUGUCCGUCUUACAUUCAGCAUUGUCAAGUUCACACUGAGGUGAAGCCCCAUGAGUGCAGUCAGUGUGGAAAAGCCUUUAGUCAUAUCUCUAAACUGAUCCAUCAUCAGAGAGUGCAUAGUGCAGAGAAGCCAUACAUGUGUGUGGAGUGUGGGAAAGCCUUCCGGAGACAGUCACACCUCACUCAGCAUAAGAGAACCCAUUCUGGAGAGAAACCCCAUGACUGUGCUGAGUGCGGCAAAGCCUUCAGCGCACGAUUGUCUCUCAUUCAACAUCAGAAAACUCACACAGGAGAAAAGCCCUAUGAGUGUAACGAAUGUGGAAAAUUCUUUAGCCUGAACCGAACCCUUAUUGUUCAUCAGAGAAUCCACACUGGAGAGAAACCCUAUAGGUGUAAUGAAUGUGGAAAAUCCUUCAGUCAGCACUCACAAGUUAUUCAACAUAAGAGGGUUCACACUGGAGAGAAGCCUUAUAUUUGCAAUGAGUGUGGGAAAUCCUUCAGUGCUCGCCUGUCCCUCAUCCAGCAUCAGAGAAUUCACACUGGAGAGAAACCUUAUGGGUGUAAUGAGUGUGGGAAAACCUUCAGUCAAAAGGGACACCUUACUCAGCAUCAGCGAAUUCACACUGGAGAGAAGCCCUAUGAGUGUAAUGAGUGUGGAAAAGCUUUCAGCCAGAGUUUUAAUCUCAUUCACCAUCAAAGGACACACAAUGGCGAGAGGCCCUAUGAAUGUAACGAGUGUGACAAAGCCUUCAGUGUUCUCUCCUCCCUUGUCCAGCAUCAGAGAGUGCACAACGGAGAGAAGCCCUACGAGUGCCACAGCUGUGGGAAGGCCUUUAGUCAGGGCUCACACCUAAUCCAGCACCAGAGGAGUCACACUGGAGAGAAGCCCUAUGAGUGUAGCAAGUGUGGGAAAACCUUUGGACAGAUAUCCACCCUAAUUAAGCAUGAGAGGACACACAAUGGGGAGAAGCCCUAUGAGUGCGGCGACUGUGGGAAAGCUUUCAGCCAGAGCGCACACCUCAUCCGCCAUCGAAGAAUUCACACUGGGGAGAGCCCUUACACGUGUAGUGACUGUGGGAAGGCCUUCAACGUCCGCUCCUCCCUCAUUCAGCAUCUCAGGGUUCACACCGGCGAGAAGCCUUAUGAGUGCAGUGAGUGUGGCAAGGCCUUCAGCCAGCAUUCACAGUUUAUUCAGCAUCAGAGGGUUCACACUGGAGAGAAACCCUACACAUGCAGUGAAUGUGAGAAAUCAUUCAGUGCACGCUUGUCCCUUAUCCAACACCAGAGAAUUCACACUGGAGAGAAGCCCUAUAAAUGCACUGAAUGUCAAAAAUCCUUCCGACAAAGCUCUCACCUCAUUCGACAUCAGAGAAUCCACAGUGGAGAGCGACCUUACAUGUGUAGUAGAUGUGGGAAAACUUACAACCAGAGAAUAUCUCUUAUUAGUCAUGAGAAAGUUCACAGACUCCACGGUGGAGAGCAAACCUGUCGGCGUGACGAGUGUGGGGAGCUCUUUGGCGCACAGGCAGCAUUCAUGCAGCACCGGAAGGUUCAUAGUGGAGAGUGACUCACUCUGUCUGAUACAUUCUUCACAGUUUUACAGCAGGAGAGUUCUACUGAUAAGAAACCUCACUUUAUGACUUUCCUUUUGGAAAUUCAGCUCUUAAGGAAUUAAACUAUCUCCCAAUGUGCUGCUCACUGAAGGCAGGCUGCUGAAUUACGUGGUAAAUGUUCCAAGGUAACAUGCCUUCCCUCAGACCCAGAGGAUGGCUCUCUGCUUGAGUGUUUUAAGUGAAUGCAACUUAAAUAUACUUUCCUAGAUCAUGUUUUUAUAGCACCAGACCUUAGUGUACAGUUAGGUGUUUCAUUUGGCCCCUGUCUUUCUUUUCUUUCCUCUUCAUCAUCUAUUUCAGCUUCAGGAAAAGUAACUGAGAUCCUUGAACUUUCGAGUGUGAUUGGGUUGGGGUUUUCUUAUUUGUUUGUUUGUAGGGCCUUUUCAAAAUGUUUUUGUUCUAUUUUGAGGGAUAUGAUACCUUUAACUUCAAAGGGGUUGUCCCUUUUCAGCAUCCGGUAAUCCACAGAGGUGAGAAGGCAUAUGAGUAUAAGUAGAGUUUGUUAAGGAAUGAGGUGAGGCUUGUGUGUAGAUUCAAACUGUUGAGAUGGUGCUAGGAAGUCAGGUGACUCAUGUAAACUGGGGUUUCCUACAGGGUAAUUUGAAAACAAAAAAAACCAUGAAUUGGAGGGGUGGAAUAGGCAUAAAGUAGACACAGGCUCGCGUGGGACCUGGGACACAGCUUACAGAUUCUGUUGGUAUAUUCUAGAUCCACUUCUGAGGGAGAGAAGGUGAGUGGUUGGAGCUGUUCCCUUUCACUGGGCGGCCUCGCACCGAGCAGACUCUGGUGAGGAGGGCAGGUCCUCCUGCUGCCAGAGGACAGGAUUCCAGGUGAGGCAGGGACACGGCAUUAAGCACCUUUUCAUGGGUAGGUUAUCGUGCAGGCUGUUUGUCAGCCUUGGACCCCUGUCUGCAUGCUGUAAACAUGCUUUUGUCCCUCCUGGGAGCUGUAUUAGUCAGUGGUGUCUCAGUGCCCAUGGUCCUCCCACCUGAUGCUUGAGGUGAUGCUAAACAUCCUGGGAGCUGAUUUCCUGAGCACAGUCUUCAGAGUGGCUGCCCCUGGUUCAUCACGUGUGGUUCGCUGCAGUGUCCUCAGAACCCCAUUCUCCAGAAGUUUCUAUGGCACUUCCUUCUGUUUUUGUGGAGGAAAGAGUAGCAUCAAAAUGGGCUGAAAAAGGGUUAUAAAUAUGAGAGAUUCAGCAGAAGGAGUCUGUGAGAGACAGUUCUAGAAACAAAUCUGGCAAUUGAAAGUGGCUGUUGAGAGUCUGAUGAGAAGUUGGUACCAUGUGUGAACCCUUGAGAAGGGGCUAACAGGAUCUGGCACGGGCUGCAGUGGGACGGCGCUUUAUGAAUAAGGCAGGGUAAGAAUGGAGUGAAAGAGGAGCAGUGAAUUGCUUAAUAGCUGGACAUUCUAUUCUUUUAUAGUAUCCUUUUCAAUAACAAGUUUAUUCCUAUUUUCCUGCUUUAUUAAAGAAACUUUCUCUUAGAAGUUAACUGACCUUUUUUCCUUAUGUUGACUUGACCUAUGGCUCAGGCCUUAUUUUCCAGGCUCUUGUCUAUAUAGCAGUAGUAUUGGUCUUUACUUGUUUUAGAAUUUUGAGGAGCUGAUUGAAAAAUCUGCCUCUUAAUGAUACUUCUCCUAAGCACACUUCACCACAAAUAGCUUUGACAUUUUUUAAAACUGGAAUUAAUACACUGUGAUAAUAAUGGUUAUCAUGUGCUAGACAAAAAUUCUGACUGAGUCAACAAACCUUUACCUUUUUACCUUAGUGUGUGCGAGGCACUGUGAUGAAUGCUUCUCCUGGGUUUUCUCAUUUAAUCUUCACAUCACCUCAGUGAAGUAGGUACUUUUAUUAGCCCUGUUUCACAAUGAGACUGAGGCACAGAGAGGCUGCUCGGGGGCGGCUCUGGUACCACAUGGCUCUGCCGCCCACAGUCGUGGAUCCCCCUCUGGGCACCUGCCCCAGGCCCACACCCGCUGCACCCCCAGCACCCCAGGCAGGGAGCUUGCAGUCCUGAGGCUGACCCAUCUGACUAAUUCUGGCCCAUUGAAGUUGUAUGUUUCACUUAAUGUGGUUUGGUGGAUAGGUCUUGUAGAUGUGUUAUCAAUGAAGGAAAAUGGGAAGAUGGUCCAAAGUUGGGAGCCUCUGGCUUGUGACUUUACUAAUCAUUGCCCGAUUGCCAUGUUCCAAAAAGAGAGGGCAUGUCUGUCUUUUCCUGAGGUGACUGGACACCUUCAUCUCCUGAGCUGUGUCCGAAGCUCCUCCCAUGGCUCUCCUGGCUUCAGUCUGAGAUGGGGCCUUGGAGCUUUUUAUCCAGUUACACCUUCUGCUGUAGAGAAAGGACUUCUGGAAGGAAGGAAAAGAAGUUCCCUGUUCUUGCUCCAAGGAUCUCCUUGGCGUCCUUGCAAGAGACACAAGGACUCGGAGGCUGUGGCAGUGUCUUCCUUGCAGCCAUACAAUUAGAAUGCCAAAUCGGGAGGAAAUAUUUGGGGUUUUUUUCUUUAUACAUUCAUCUUUACAUAUGGUGGACAGUUUACUUAAUUGAGAACCUCAGCUUUUAUUCUAAUUCUCUGUUUUAGGUUGUGUGGCUAACACGUCUUUAUGAGUAAUUCCUGCAGUGAGUUUGGAUUAUGUCUUAGUUUUCAGUUAAAUGUUUUACCCAAAAUGUACUGAAUUUUAUUUACAUAGCUAAUGUUGUCCAUUUCAGUCAUAAAUAUCCCUGUUAGCCAGUCUUACCUAGCUGGGCGAUGGCAUUAGUAUUGAUUGGAGCCAGACUGUCUCCUGACGGUUCGAAGCCUCUCUGUGCUGCAUGGUGAGGAGCACAGGGCGCCCAUCCACCUGGUGCCGCCUGGCGUCUUAAACCCAGCCAAUUACCUGCGGUUGAGAAGGGCAUUUCGGUUUCCCCAGUUGAUGCGAAGAAGCUGUUUCUAAAGGAGUUUUGUGACAGUGCCAGCAGAUGUACAACCUUCCAAAAUCCCCCCUGUGGCCCGGGCUUUCAUCACCUGAAAGGUACUAGAAACAGGGAGAUGGACAGUGGCCAGGACAGUUUUGACAUUCAGGAGGUUGAGCUCUGGUCAGCAGACAUCGUACCGUCUGUCUAGCACUCAUCCCGAAGAUGCCCCUAUUCCUGCUGCUCUAUUUGGUCGGGCUCAAUACCCUCACACGGGGAAGAAUAAGGAUAUUUUCAGGUCCCCCUGGAGCCGCUGUUCUGGUGAGGUGACAGGUGUUCUCUCUCACCUACCUGCUGCACAGCAGGCAGGUGAAGUCUCCUGCCUUAGAUCUCCAUGUAUUGGUAGUUCUUGCCACAGGCUGUGUGGGAUUAUGACUGGAAGGAACUCAGGGCAGUUAAUACUUGGAGGAAGACAUUGUUUACUACUCAUUGAACUAGUAGAGUUGGUUGCAGUUUGGAUGAUCUGCUCCCCAUGAAACACUUUUGUAGCCUAACCGGACUUGGGGGCCGGACAUUGGCAGUAGGUGGGGUUGGUGUGGGGGUGUUGAGAAGGGCCCCUACCUUCAAGCUUGUGCGGCAGGAGCUGCCCAAGGACUCAGCCUUCCUGGCAGACAGCCGUCACUAUGAGGGUGUGGGUCAUGGGGCCCAGCCAGGACCUACUCCCUGUGUGGGUGUCAGGAGUGUCAUAUUUGUAAAUCCAGAGUUGUUUUGUUAGUUCUGGUGUCUGCCUAUUGCCAGAACAUGGGAUUAUUAGGUAAAAUUCCCAGAGACUUUGGGUGGCCUUUGCUGUCAGGAGAAAGGACGCCCCAGACAGUGGGGGCAGGUGCUGAGGGGUCACAGGAGCCCUUCACUGUUCUUGUGUCUGCCUGUCUUAUGGUAUUUCCACUGAUGCCUUGGUGUGGUGGACUCCUGAGGAUGACCCAUGUCCUUGACCUCCACCACUAGCUCUUGAACCACAACUGAAGAUGUGAAUCAUAAGGGAACCAAGAUCUGCUCUUUCUGCUGUAAAUGACGGUCUGCCCAUAAGUGCCUGUUAAUGUGUUGUGUGUUCCCCUGCCAAUCCUACGGGUUUAUCAUGUGUAGUUGACAUUUCUUCUUUCCCCACUAAUUUAGGUUUUACUUGAGUUUCAUGCGUUUAUUCACAAGCGUUGAAAGGUAGCGGGUGGAUUCCAUUAUUGCUUAUGUUCAUGCAAGAGUGGGUAGCAAGUGACUCAAGCUGCUGCCUUGAGUCUGAGGACCUGAGUUUCCAGGCAGCGGGACUGCACUGGGAUGUUUUCACUUUAACACUGCAUACGUGCAGCAUCUUCUGUGUAUCUGAAGAUGGGACCAGAAGAAAACUGCAGGAUGGAAGUUUGAGGGGUUAGUUGUGGGCACUAGGGCUCCUAGUUGUAAGUAACAGACACCUACUUAAGAUAACCUGAGCAAAGAAGGGAGCACCAUCUGUCAGGAUCCAGGGGGGUCUUACGGGGCCCCAGGUGAGGAAACAGCUGCAGUCAGGAACUGGAAAGGUUUCUGGAUUUCCCACCCCUGGAUUGUAUCCUGGUUUCCCUGCAGACCUGCCUUCUCAGUUUAAUAGUGCACUGGGCUGAAAAACUGGCUGCCACCACAGUUACUGGGUUCACAUCUGCUUCUUCCAAGAGACCUGCCAGAAUAAGGCUGGGAACUUAGUAUUUUAAUUCAUAUUCUAAGGAGAGGAUGCUGUCCAGUCUCUGGUCUGGUGUCCAUUCACGUACCCAUAAACCUGUGGGACUCCAAUGAAUGUGGCCAUGGGUGCAGAGUUUGGGGAAUGGACUCUGGCCCACCUGGGUUGGAUGUCAACACCUGACCAGUUGGCUGUGUCCAGAGGGGCAGGAUGGCUGCUGGGGCUACUGUAUUUGUUGAGUGGACAAGAGCAGAUCCUUGAAUAGGGCGUGGGGGCAUUAGAAGGCCAUGUAGGUAGCGACCUAGGAAGGGAUAGCUGGAGGACAGGAGGGCCUUGUGAAUGGGAAAGGGGCUGGAAAGGAACCUACUGCUCUUAGCAGAACUUAUGAGCCCCCAACCAGCACCAGGCUCUAUGGGAGAAAUAGGCACCAGAAUUGGCCUGGGCAAGUCCUGCCCCGACCUUAGCAACCUGCUCUGGGGACUCAGAUAGUCCUAGCAGCAUCGGCUUUGGGCUUGGCCACAUCUCCAGGUGUUGGAGCAUCGUGCCAGGUGUGGCCUGGUCUGGACAGAGGGUUAGAGUGAGUGCAGGGGGUGGGGGGACAGGGGUAGGUCUGGGAUGGUGCACAAAGAUGCUGACACAAGGGCAUCUGGACUGAGGUUCCAAGUCCCUAAAAUGUGGGCUUGGGGUGGGGGGGCAUCUCAGCUGCUCCUGAGUCUGUGAGCUCUACAGAAGAGCUAGGGUUCAGCAGUUGUGUUCCAGGCCUGACUCCUGGAGACAUUCCUUCAGCAGUGGGCAGAAGUGCUGGCAGAUGCCCUGUCCCUAGCAUGGGGGCUGCACCACGUGGUCUAGCACCCCUGUGUCCAGCCUCCAGGAUUUCCUGCCUCCGCCACCAGCCUCUGCUACAAAACCUGCUAAAGCUUCUCCACUGCUCAAGGUAUUCCCACAACCGACCUGUAUGAAAAGAUGGGCAAAGCUCAUUAGUAAUCGCGGGCCUGCAAAAUGAUAUCACUGUGAGAUGCCGUAUUACACUCACCAGAUUAGCAAAAAUUAAAAGUUUGAUGACGACAAGUGUUGCAAAAAAUGUAGAGCAACAGUUACUCUCACACACUGUUGAUAGGAAUGAAGUUGGAACAACACACUGGAAAAUACUCCGGCACUGUUAAUAAAGAUGCAAAUAGCCCACAACCCAAUUCCACUCCUACACAUACACACAGCAGAGACUUGCGUGAAAACCAGGAGAUGUGUCCCAAAAUGUUCAUAGCAGCUGUGUUUGUAAUAGCAAUACCUGCUAACAAUCUAAUGUAGGUGGAAAGACAAAAGGUUUUAUUCAUACAUACAAUGGAAAACUUUAUCAGAAUGAAUUACCCUCAGCUACCCGCCUCAACAUUCUUGAGCUGUCACCUUGCAGUGGAAUGUGGGUUUUCCUAAAUACACUCCAAUUUUGAUUGCUUCUAGCAACUGAACCCCAGCGUACUCAGGGGAUGAGUGCAGUGUGACCUGAGAGGGAAUGCCUCAUAGCAAAGAAUGGCAAGACUUUGUCAGUUUACUAUCAACAGAAACCUGGGUAAUGUAAAUGGGAAUAGAUUCUAGGGCUGUUAGACUAGAGGAGAGAAUGUACUGAAUUUGUUACAUGGCAGAUGGCUAAUUCAGGGAGCUAUCUCAGCAGCGACUGGCUGAUGGAAGUCUGUAUGCGGUGUGGCCUGCAUUGAUGAGGCUGGUAUGUCAGAUCUGCCUGAAUUCACAGUGCAGGACAGUCAGAGGCUCGGGCGAUGGGAAUGCUGGAGUGGAUGCUGUGGGACCUGCCCACCCACCCUUGCCUGUGUCCUCCAGGAGAGUCUAGAGACACUUCUUUCACCCAGGCUUUGAGAAAUGCGUUGGUGAUGGGCGUGCCAGCAUCCAUGAAAGACUACAGUGGCUAUUUUCUAUAGGCUGGGAAUGAUGGUAAGAGGGGCUGUCAUGAAAAUGGUUUCCAUGCUCAGUGGGGGUGGUCAAAUAGCAGACAGUAGCAUGUAACCCUUUCAAAGACAGGGCAGUCAUGUCACUGUAACAGGCCCAGGGCAAGAGUAGUAAUAGAAUUGUUUGACCACAUGUUUUGGCCCUGGAUAAUGGUGAUGGUGACUGAAAUAAGUAGGCAGCCUACUAAAGGUUAUAUCAAUACUAGUGAAAAAAACAUUAAAUCUGGUGAAAAGACACCUGAACCUCAUGAAAGAAGAAGAGGCAAGCUUUCCCUUGGGGAAAGACCCUGAUACUCUUCCCAAAAUUUAUACUAUGUUUUAUUCUCUCCCCCAAAGGGAAUGUGGCCAUUUGAUGGGGUAACUGUACAUUAGAAGACAGGAAAUACCCACACUUUUCAAGGAUGUGAAAGUAAAAAUUAGCUCGGACUCAGAAAGAAAAAAUCUGGUAAACUGUUCAUCAGGCUAGAAUAACAGACACAGAUAAAAAAAACAGCUUCAGAGUUAAUAGGAAACAAUAUUUCUCCCAAAGAGAUGUGCAGCUACAAAAUGCAACAUUCUGCCUCUGCUUUCUUGCUCGUGGAGAAACUUUAUUCUGUAACAUCAGCAAGUGUUGGAAACGACAUCAAGAAUGAAACACCCCACUCUUGGUGGAUCUAAGUCACUGACGCAGAGGAGCAGCCUUGAUUUACAGCUGGAAUCAGAUAAUGAGUUUUGGACACCACGUUCCACAUCUAAAUUUUGUGGUUUCCAAGGAAACAGGAGCUUAGGUCCAUUUCACAGUCCAGACCUGAGGAUGACCCACGAUGACUCAGCCCUGCCUUGCCUGCCUAUCAAGACACUGCUCCACUUAGAUUUCACCUAAACUCCACCCCUCCCAAGUCCUGUAACAACUCUGUUUUCCUUUCUUUGGUGA